Messenger RNA from Mytilus californianus (California mussel), 1812 nucleotides. RefSeq lists its product as uncharacterized. The record is from RefSeq and is a predicted model, not a curated record. Bases 55 to 1371 code for a protein of 438 amino acids. Lineage: Eukaryota; Metazoa; Mollusca; Bivalvia; Mytilida; Mytilidae. The transcript is spliced from 8 exons.
UUAGUGCAUGUGCGUACGUUGUAGUAAUUCGUAUUAGCAUUCACCUUCAAAGACAUGGAAUUUAUUAUUGUGAUAACUGCAUUCCUAAUUAACUUUUCUGGAAGGACUUUCAGUCAGAAAUUGGAUAUUACUGCGUUUGAAUAUUCUAGGAAAGUACCAAGCAUAAGAGAUAAGGAACUUGGUCACUGUGUCAGCAAAGUAGAAGAAUUGUUCCGCGGGUCACCAAUAGAAAAGGGAUGUACUCUUCCGCCGAAAAGAGGGUCUACAAGGUACGUGUCCAAAGAACUAAAUGACACCAGGAACUUUGAAGUACAAAACCACAACGAUGUUUUUGUGUGUAUGGGAUUAUGUGAUGGUCAUGCGUCCUCUGUUCUCGGCUUGCUUCAUACCGGAGAUUGUUUGGCGGUUGAAAUUGCAGGAAAGCUAACGUUUGGUCCAAAGACAUUUAUUAAAGCAUAUGUAGAAUAUUACCGAAGUGGGAUAGAUUUUCUCCAAACAGAUGGAGUUUCUCCACAAGAAUUGCAGCAAUAUUAUAAUGGGAACUUCUUCCUCCGAGAUAGAAGUUACGGGACUAUGGAAGUAAUAAUUUUAGAGAUGAGAUAUGCAAAGAAGAAACAGGUCGAGACACUAAGGAGGAACCAAGGACACUUUCAGCGUUUGUCAUCAUUUAUAGAACACGCAGUCCGUGAUGUUGGGAAGCCUUCAUCAAUAAAGCUCGUCAGAUUAUCAACUGCGAAAGAAUUAUUGGAGCUUCUACGGUACAAGAGUAGGAAAUUGGAUGAUGUGUAUUCUAAAUUACGUCAGUAUGAAUCAGAUAUAUACCAUACUCGUGAAGACAUCAAACGACAACAUAUUAAACCUCAUCUCAGAUAUGGAAUGUACCCUUAUACUCAUGGUCAAGAAAAACUUGGAACAACUGCAAACCCUAGAGAAACAACAAAUUUUAACCGUAUGUUUUCUGACGGCCCUAAAUUUGAAAAAUGCUCGGAUGGUGCUUCACUACGAUCUACGGACCACUUAAAAUGGGAAAAGGCCUGCUUGUCUGAAGUAAAAGUAGACACAGCUCUUAGGAGACAAAGGAGAUUAGUCAAAAAGUGCAACAAAAUGCCAGUUGAACAAUGUGUUAGUCUUUCAAAGAUAAAGAAAAGUUUGAAAAAGGUUAAAGCUGAUAUUCAUUUACAAAGAUCAAAAUGGCAUCUAGUCAUAAACUCAGCAGAAGAGAAAACAAACUUAGCAAACAAAGAAACAAGACGGCUGUCCAAACAGCUCGGUACUAUCGGUAAGAAGAUAAAAGAACUGACAAGAAUUAAACAAAAAGAAAGAAAUAGUAGAAAAACAGGAAGAAAACCAAGGCGAAGGAGAAAACAGUGAAUAAAAGUGAUAACCUUCAAAAUGGUUUGUUAUGUCAAAAAAUAAAUGUAUUUAUGAAUAUCAUUGCUUCCCAGUCAAUAUGAAUUGGCUGAAGGGACCAACAUGUGUGAAUUAUAUAGAUACUGUACUAAAUACAUUUAUGUGAGAAUUUAUGAACUUUAUAUUCACUAUAUAAAUAAAGUAUUUGAAUAUGUGACAAAUAUUUCAAGAUCCCAUGGGUAUUAUACCUUUAAUAAAGUGAUGAUUUUACUGAACUCUGCAAGGGAAAGACACUAGACAAGAUGUCUAACAAUGACCACUACAAGACUUAAUUCUAUCAUAAAAAGAUUGUACAUACGAGUAAAAUAAAAUCUUUCAGAAUAUUCAUUGGUUAAAUGAUUAUAUAUUGUAAAACAUUUAAGCUAUGUACUGUUGAGGUAGAAAUAAAAUAAAUUAAUUCAA